Molecule: messenger RNA, 2693 nt
Organism: Triplophysa dalaica
Lineage: Eukaryota; Metazoa; Chordata; Actinopteri; Cypriniformes; Nemacheilidae
Product: solute carrier family 22 member 7-like
Exons: 10
Coding region: 582-2270 (562 amino acids)
Biological process (GO): transmembrane transport
Cellular component (GO): membrane
Molecular function (GO): transmembrane transporter activity
Source: RefSeq, a predicted model, not a curated record
UCAAAGAAAUGUUCCAUGAUGACGAUAUCUUAUACAGUAGGUCUGCCUUUCACAUCUGUGGUCCUCCUAACACACUAAAGCUUUACAUCAGAAUUUACAUUCUCUUACAGGGUUUACAAGGUUUGUGAGACAUUGGGCACAAGGUUUGGAUAAAAUUGACAGCAAUCAUGAUUUUUACAAAGAAAGAUACAGAUUAGAAGUCUUACAUUGAUCAGUGUAUCAAAAAGGCUGUCAAGACAAUGUUGGCACUGACCAUAAUCUGGGAUGACUAAGGAAAAGAGGUGUGGAUGUUGUGUUGUAUAAUGCUUUGAAAGCACAUUGUUGUUUAUUAUAACCAGUAAUCAGGUUAUAUACUUUCCUAUUCUUCCCGUUCUUCAUCCUAUUCCCUUUCAAGAGACAUGCACAACAAAAAGUAAGUGGAUAAAUCAUCCCAAAAUUCUAAAUCAUUUCACCCUUUCUGACAAAUGCUUGGUUUUGCAGACAGACACAUGUAACUGACAUUUAUCUAAUGGUCAAAGUUCAACCAGACUCUGGCUUAUAAUUACCAACCUUUGAAAGAACAACAAAUCAAUGCAUAACCCAUGGUUUUCUUAAACGGACACAUAGAAUCCAACUCCCUUUAUCAGAGAAAUAUGAAGUUUGAAGAUCUGCUUACUGAAUUGAAUGGCUUUGGCAGGUUCCAGACGAUGAUUAUUUGCAUCAAUUUUAUAGGACGAUUUACCACCCCAUGUCACUUUCUGCUAAGCAACUUUAUCGCUGCCAUCCCGUCCCAUCACUGUGACAUCAGCUCUUUGGAUGUUGACGGGAUCUUUGGGAAUCUGAGCCUGGAAGAGAGGAUGACUGUCAGUAUUCCAAAGCAGGAAGAUGGGACUCCUGCGUCCUGUCACAUGUACUCUCAUCCUCAAUACCACCUGCUGUCAAACUCAUCGAGCAGCACAGAUCUUCCUGUUGUUCGGUGUCAGAAUGGGUGGGUGUAUGAUAACAGCACAUUCAGCAGCACUCUGGCCACACAGUGGGAUCUUGUGUGUGAUGAUAGAGGGCUGAAUAAAGCUGUAGUCACCAUCUUCUUUGUUGGAGUGAUGUUUGGAGCAGUUUUCUUUGGAGGCAUGAGUGACAGAUUUGGCCGUAAGCCGAUGCUGCUGGUAUCGUAUCUAUCAGGAAUGGGUUUUGCAGUGGCCAGCGCUUUUUCCUCCUCCUUCAUUAUGUUUGCAGUGUUGAGAUUCUUCACUGGAUUUGCCAUCACUGGCAUCAUCAUCAUCACUUCUGUACUCAAUGUGGAGUGGGUAGACAUUCAGCACAGAAGACUGGUUUGUGUGAUUGACAGUGUAGCAUGGGCCUGCGGGUCCACUGCUUUAUCUCUUUUUGCAUUUUGUGUGAGAGACUGGAGAUGGUUGACAGUGGCCGUCACUUCACCUUUACUUCUGUGCACGAUCCUCUGGUGGUGGCUUCCAGAAUCGGCUCGAUGGCUGUUAGUCAAUGGAAAAACACAAAAAGCUCAUUAUUAUCUUCACAGAUGUGCAGUUAUGAACCAUAGGGAGGAAGUAACUUCAAGCAUCAAGUUUGAGGCUCUCUCUAGCAUCAUUGCAACAAACACAGAAAAAACAAAAUAUUCUUACCUGGAUAUCAUCCGAACCCCUAAAAUGAGGAGACUGGCUUUGCUUACAGGAACCAUAUGGUUUUGUGUUGCCACUACCACCUAUGGAAUUAGCUUUAACAUCUCAGGCUUUGGGCUGAACUUGUACCUGACUCAAUUUGUUUAUGGAGCCAUUGAGAUUCCAGCUAAACUGAGCUUGUUUUAUCUGCUUGAAAAGAUUGGCAGACGUAAAACAGAGACUGGAGCUCUGCUAUUGGCUGGAAUCAGCCUCAUGAUAAACAUAUUCAUACCAAGAGAUCUGAAGGUUGGACGUACUGUGGUCGCUGUACUGGGAAAAGGUUUCUCAGUUGUUUCUUUUGCUACAAUUAUAUUAUACAGCUCUGAGCUUUACCCCACUGUCCUAAGGCAAAACGGGCUGGGUUAUAACUCCUUCCUGGGUCGUAUGGGUGUGGCUUUGGCUCCUCUAGUCCUGCUAUUGGACAGCUUUUGGAGCUACCUCCCUCAGAUCACCCUCUGUUGUGUGGCUCUCUCUGGUAGUCUGGUGGCCUGGCAGUUACCUGAGACACUGGGCAGAUGUCUACCUGAGACUAUAGAGGAUAUUGAGGGCACAGAGGAAAAGCUCAAAAAUCAUGACAACAAGGAAGAAGCUGAAACAAUUAUGACAAAUGGAAAAUGACGACGGUGAACUGCUGAGAUUGUUUUAAAUUUUGUACGUUUUUAUCCAAUUGUUUCACCAUCAAGUUCAACUCUGUGCAUAUUGAAAACUAAUUCUAGAGCUCUUUUAAAAUAUCUUUAUUAGUUACACAAGUAAAGGAUUUACAGCUUUCUCAAGUAGUAAUGACAACCCUUCUUCUAAAUAAGACACUAAACAGGCCUGUGAAUGAUUACACAGAAGCUGGGAGUCUGUGUACUUUGUGUUUGUGAAAGAAAGUUUGUGCGAGUGUAUGAAUAUGUACAUAUAUAGGACGGGAACUGUCGCUUUGUAUUAUGUUUUCUUAAAUGGCAGCAACCAUAAUCUGUGCAGUAAAAGAACACUGUAUAGAUUACAAUGAUGUAAAAAAAACCAUCUCUGUACCAAUAAAAAAAGUGUUUGACUUAA